This is a messenger RNA of Kwoniella shivajii, 1149 nucleotides long. RefSeq lists its product as uncharacterized. The record is from RefSeq and is a predicted model, not a curated record. Bases 1 to 1149 code for a protein of 382 amino acids. The transcript has 6 exons. Lineage: Eukaryota; Fungi; Basidiomycota; Tremellomycetes; Tremellales; Cryptococcaceae.
AUGCUAGCCCUAUACACACAUUUGCUAUGCGUCUUUGGCGCAUACCUCGCAUGUCAGCGGUCUCUCAAGACAUACAUGGGCAUUUCAGCGCUUAUCACUUACGCCGAGACCGGUCCUCCAAUUUCCAAAGAAGAACCAAUUUCAGAUAAGCCUAAGACACCAUGGUGGAAAUCAACUUCGGUUCAAAGUCUCGUGCUAUCUAUGCUACUAUCAACCUCAUUCAUCUUCAUACUUGGUGUACCUGAUAUCACCUUGACAUCCGUGCUGAAUACGAUUUGGGGAGGCUCAAUAACACACCUCACAGGCAAUAACAUAUAUCAAAGCUUGGAUUGCAUACUACCUUCACAAAGAAUCGAAAAGCUCGACAAGAGAAAUAAAUCGUAUUGCGCGGUCGCAAUUCCGGAUCCCAACGUAUCCGAUCCAUUUUAUAAAACAGAGACAUGCCGUAGAUUCCUCACCUUUUUGAUUACAGGGGGUAUCAUGGUCUCUGCCUUUUCGGGAGUUCUAUACUUGACACCUAUAGUUGCAUUGACUCAGGUAAUACCUAUGGCUGGUAAAACAUUUUAUGUUAAAUUAACUGUCAGAAGCGCUGUACGGGUUGUUUCAGGGCUAUUGACGUUUUUCGCGUUGCUCGGUAUAGUAAUCGUCAAUUUCGUAACGGUCAACAAGGACAAGGCACCGAAAGAAACAUCUAUAUUCACACAGCGGAUGAUGAAUGUCCUUACUAUGCUUUAUGCUGGUAUGGCUAUGAUGUUACCCGCAGCUUUGCUAGCGAUAACGUAUCGAUUCGAAUAUGUCAAUUCCCCUUCUUUCGCCCAUAAACCGACUGCCGAGAACGGUCAGAUUGCUACACCCAUUCAAGUUCCUUCAUUCAGCAGUCCAAUCACCUCAGUAGGUGUUAUCACCUAUAUCGCAAGUGUAGUAGUAUACCAUGCGGUUUCUCCUCUUCUAUUCAAUAUGGACUACAUUACAUCUGCUUCAGGUAUAUUGUUCGUGGCAUUUCCACUUACCGUUGUUGGAACGACUUUGAUGGCACGGCGGACCGGAAACCUAAAAGGAUGGCUUGAUUAUUACGAUGUAUGGUACCCGUCAAUCCCGUCCGAUGAGGGGGAUACCUCCAAAUCCGGUGUAGAACAAGCUCCAAUCUAG